AUGCCCGCUCACGACGUGACUCCAGGUCUUGAAUUUGUUCCUGCCUUGAUUGGUGAUACCGUGCGAAAGGAAACGGAUGGUGGCACGGUGUUCAAACACUUCAAGUGGAUUGGUGACCACGGUGCGCAAAAACGGAGGAAAGACGGCACUCCCCUGUUACUUCCUUCCUCGCACAACGACUCGGUGCAGGGCACCUUCACAAUUGAGGUGUCGAUGUGCGGCCCACCGAGGAGGCAGGUACAAAUCGCCGAGACUAGUGAAAUGCCUUUACUUUUCUUUGAUAUAUGGCAUGGAAGGUACACACCUGCCUCGAACGAAGAACGUAGCUACCUUACUACCUCAGGUGUCCCAAGGUCGCCGUUAGCUCUUUCUCCCCGUUCCGUCCUUGUCAUUCCUUCCAUUCCCGGCGUCCCCUUCUCCCAGAAUCCCUCUCCAUCCCACAUCCCCCACCCUCCUCCAUCCCACAUCCGCAUGAAGAAAUUCGCCGAGCACAAUCCCAUUCUUCAUGGCGGGACGUGUUCAAGAUGCACAAAUGUUUUGCUUCUGACCCAAUUCGACUCUUUUCCGAUCAGCCUCUCCUGA
Colletotrichum godetiae is the source of this 582-nucleotide messenger RNA. RefSeq lists its product as uncharacterized. The coding region runs from base 1 to 582 and encodes 193 amino acids. Lineage: Eukaryota; Fungi; Ascomycota; Sordariomycetes; Glomerellales; Glomerellaceae. The record is from RefSeq and is a predicted model, not a curated record. The transcript has 3 exons.